Cyphellophora attinorum is the source of this 5877-nucleotide messenger RNA. Its product is annotated as Isoleucine--tRNA ligase, cytoplasmic. The record is from RefSeq and is a predicted model, not a curated record. Gene Ontology annotation, biological process: vesicle-mediated transport; intracellular protein transport; isoleucyl-tRNA aminoacylation. Bases 1 to 5877 code for a protein of 1958 amino acids. The transcript is spliced from 5 exons. Gene Ontology annotation, cellular component: cytoplasm; Golgi membrane. Gene Ontology annotation, molecular function: ATP binding; isoleucine-tRNA ligase activity; aminoacyl-tRNA deacylase activity. NCBI's taxonomy places the organism in Eukaryota, Fungi, Ascomycota, Eurotiomycetes, Chaetothyriales, Cyphellophoraceae.
AUGCUACGGGCUCCUGCUCGACAAACUGCCACCGAGACGAUACAAACAUUGAGCAGCCGACUGCAGAGUGCUACCCUCCUCGAAGACAGACGCGCUGCAAUCCAAGGUCUCCGCAGUUUCGCCAAACUCUACCCUGCCUCAGUUGCCUCGGGCGGUCUUCGAGAUCUUGUGGCAUGUCUACGACGAGAUGCAGAUGACUUGGACACCAUCAAAAUCGUCUUGGAGACGCUGCUUGGUCUCUUCGACCCAGAUGCCAAUUCCGAUGAGGCGUCAGAGGAGAUUACGGUCUGGCUCGCCGAUGAGUUUGCCUUGAAACAGGAUAAUGUUACUGCGUUGUUGGACCUUCUCGAGAACCACGAACUGUACCCUAGGCUAUACUCGCUGCAGAUACUGGGCCAUGUCGCCGACGCUCGCCCAGAAAGGUCGCAGGAAGCAGUCUUCGCAGCUCCGUUAGGCGUGUCUCGAAUCGUGUCGAUACUCGACGAUAAAAGGGAAAUGGUUCGAAACGAGGCUCUCCUGUUACUCGUCAAGCUCACUCCCACGUCGGGAGAACUGCAGAAGGUUGUUGCCUUCGAAGACGCCUUCGGGCGAAUAUUUGCCAUUAUUGAGGCCGAAGGUGGACUUACCCAUGGAGCCACGAUUGAUGCUGUGGCAGAAGAGGAGAGUGCCGAAGGCGUCACAGACUGGCUGAAGCCACAGCGGGACGUCAAUGUCUGGGGUAUUCUGACAGUCAUUCAGAUGUUCGUUCCCAAAGGCGCACCCGGAACUGGUCUGAAUCAGCAGACAUUCUGGCAGAGCGGCAUAUUGACUCGCAUGCUGAAAUUGGCUUUCCACGACUCUUUCAGCAUAAGCAUUCGGUCAAAAGCGCUCGAAACGUGCGGAGAUGUCAUUCGUUCAAACGCAGCACUACAGGAGCGCUUUGGUGAUCUACCUGUACAGCUCCUGUCCAAAACCCAGCCUCCGACCACCAAUGGGCAUACGACUCCGAAGCCAGGUGCAAAUGCUCGCGAGCCAACACCCAAGCCGAAACCGAAGCCGGUCUUCGACGACGUCAAUGUCAUUGAAGCUCUUCUCGAACUGGCACUCGAAGCAGCGCCGCUUUCCACGUUUGACGUCCGCUUAGCGGCUUGUAACUGUUUCAAAGCCUUCAUCGAGGGCCACAAUGGCAUUCGCAUGCAUGUCCUGCGACGAGCGAUCGAGGGUCAUCGCAGCGGCGACGAUGCGAUACCGAACAUUCUCACAGUGCUGCUAGAGCCGUCCUCGUCACGAAGCAACGCAGAUCCCUAUCAACAGUGGAUGGCAGCGGUCAUUCUGAUGCACUUGCUGUUUGACAAUCCUGAAACGAAGGCAGUGGCAUUGAAAGUGGCUGAAGGCGAUGCGGACAGUGGCGAGGAAGUAGUCACGUUUGUGCAGAGCAUAGCCUCCAAUGUCAUUGCUGGCGUGCAGCAUGUCGAGGACGAGCGAGCACUCCUAGGCUGCCUGAUGCUAUUGUGCACCUGGCUUUUCGAGGAUCCAGAUGCUGUCAAUGAUUUGCUUGGUGAAGGUACGAAUGUCCAAGGUCUCAUUGCUGCCAUCAAAGUCUCGAAUAACACCAUGCCCUUGGUGUCGAGUCUGUGCUCAUUACUAAUCGGCAUUGUUUAUGAAUUCUCGAGCAAAGACUCUCCUGUCCCUCGAAAAGCCCUUCAUAGCCUACUGACGGGCAGCUUGGGCCGGGAGACGUAUGUCGAUAGGAUGACAAGACUGCGUGAAAACCCUCUGGUUCGGGAUUACGAGGUUCUGCCUCAGACAGGCAACGGCGGUUUACCGGACGUCUUCUUCGACAAGGCAUUCAUCGACUUCCUGAAGGACAACUUCAGUCGCCUGUUGCGAGCGAUUGACCGAGACCCCGGAUUCGAAGUAUCAGUCAUGAGCAAUGGUGUUCAGAAAGGGGUUUCACGAGACUUGGUCGACGGUCUUCGAGCGAAUCUCGAAGAACACAAGCGGCUUCUCGAGAUCGCGAACGCCGAACUGCUUCAGGCUCAACGAAAGCUGGAAGACGAAGGACUGGAACACCGUCGGACACGUGAGUCAACUACGGUCGAGCUGAAUCGCAUCAAGCAGAUCAACCAGAGCCUGCAAUCAGGACACGAAGAUGAGCUCAAUCAAAUGCGGGCAGAACACGGACGGGAAAUGAGCAAUUUGAAGAGAAGCCACGACGAAGACCUGAACAAACGGCGAAUCGACACGUCUGCAGCUAUGGACGCCGCACAAAGGCAGCGAGAUCAAGAACGCGAGAAGGCUGCUCAGCAGAUCAAGGCUUUCGAGCAGCAGAAUAGUCAAGCCAGGGAAAAGCUUGCCAAAGAACACGAACGCGCUCUUGAGAAUGCCGCUGAAGUCCGCGAGAAGCUGAUCGUCGAGCAUGCUACAGAAAUUAAUGGGCUUCAGACCAGAUUGAAGGAGGCAAGAGGUGCCAACGAGGCAGAGCUUGAUGACCUGAAGCAACAAGUGGAAUCCCUGCGGAAGCAGCUUGACAAGGCCGGACAAGACCACGUGCAAGAUCUCCAGACUGCGAAUGAGGAGUACCAGACAAAGACGUCCAACCUCAAAGCACAGCUCAAGCGGGCGGAGAUUCGCGAGAAAGAAGCAAUAGCAGAGACGGAGACUCUCACCAAGAAGCUGGAAGAAGCCGAGAGCUCACGCAAGGAUGUGCAGACGGAACUGGACGAUCUGCUUGUUGUAUUCGGCGACCUCGAAGCGAAAAGGGCGGCGGAUAAGGCCAAGCUCAAGGAGCUGGGACAAGGAGUCUCGGAUGACGAGGACGAGGAAGACGGAGACGACGAUGACGAUGCGGGUGACGGCGAAGGAGGACCACCCUUCGCGACAGGUCUCCCUCACUAUGGCCACCUGCUCGCAUCCACCAUCAAAGACAUCAUCCCACGCUACUGGUCAAGCAAAGGCUACUAUGUCGAGCGGCGCUUCGGAUGGGACACGCAUGGCCUGCCGAUCGAGUAUGAGAUUGACAAGAAGUUCAACAUCUCCGGCCCAGCGGCGGUCAGAGAGAUGGGAAUAGCACAGUACAACAAGGAAUGUAAAGCCAUUGUCAUGAGGUUCGCGUCCGAGUGGAAGACCACCAUCGACCGCCUCGGUCGCUGGAUCGACUUCGAAAAUGACUAUAAGACCAUGAACCCGACCUUCAUGGAGUCGGUGUGGUGGGUCUUCAAGCAGUUGUUUGACAAGGGUCAGGUCUAUCGCAGCUAUCGCGUCAUGCCAUUCUCAACCGCUCUGAGUACACCACUGAGCCAACACGAGGCGCAGUCGAACUACAAAGACGUCCAAGAUCCCGCGGUCGUGGUUUCGUUUCCACUGGUCGAGGAUCCAAAGACGAGUUUUCUGGCGUGGACGACGACGCCCUGGACGCUGCCGUCAAAUGUUGCAUUGGCUGUGCAUCCCGAGUUCGAGUACAUCAAGUUCGUGGACCUGGCCACAGGCAACCAGUACAUUAUGGUCGAGGAGUUGCUCGGCACCCUGUACAAGGAUCCUAAGAAGGCAAAAUUCACCAUACUAGAACGCAUCAAAGGCGCAGAGCUCAAGGGCAAGAAGUACGAGCCAUUGUUUCCCUACUUCUACGAUCAGUUCAAGGAUCAUGGUUUCAAGGUCCUGACCGCAACAUAUGUCACCAAGACCGACGGUACCGGCAUUGUCCACCAAGCUCCAUCAUUCGGUGAAGACGAUUAUCGAGUAGGCCAGGAGCACGGUGUCAUCAAUGCCGACCGUCUACCACCCAAUCCCGUUGACGAGACCGGCAAGUUCACCAAAGAGGUCGCCGACUUUGUAGGUCAACAUGUCAAGGAUGCGGACAAAAACAUCAUCAAACAUCUCAAAGGCACCGGCCGUAUGAUCAAAGAUGGCCAGCUGUUCCAUUCGUAUCCCUUCUGCUGGCGAUCGGAUACGCCACUCAUCUACCGAGCCAUCUCAGUCGCACUGGUCCCUGGCUUCGUCAAGGAGAAACGGUUCGGUGACUGGAUCAAGAACGCUCGAGACUGGAACAUCUCACGGAAUCGAUAUUGGGGCACGCCAAUACCGUUAUGGGCCAACGAGGACUACUCGGAGAUUCAACCCAUCACUGAUCUUCAUCGAGACACCGUCGACGAAAUCACUAUUCCUUCCAAGAAGAAUCCAUCCGGUCCUCCUCUAAGACGUAUCGAGGAGGUCUUCGACUGCUGGUUCGAGUCAGGAUCUAUGCCAUACGCACAAUCACAUUACCCUUUCGAAGACAAGGACUCCUUUCCAGACCGAUUUCCCGGAGACUUCAUCGCAGAAGGCCUCGACCAGACGCGAGGCUGGUUCUACACACUUGUCAUCCUCGGCAUCCACCUGUUUGGCAAGCUUCCCUUCAAGAACUGUGUCGUCAAUGGUAUCGUUCUAGCCGAAGACGGCAAGAAGAUGUCGAAGCGCUUGAAGAACUAUCCCGACCCCAUGGAGGUCAUCGAAAAAUACGGCGCCGAUGCCCUUCGCCUGUACAUGAUCAAUUCGCCCGUCGUACGAGCAGAAACACUGCGCUUCAAAGAAGCCGGCGUAAAAGAGAUCGUCACAAAAGUUCUGUUGCCAUUAUGGAACUCCUACAAAUUCUUCGAAGGCCAAGUUGAGCUCCUCAAGAAACUCGAGAACCACGAUUUUGUCUGGAACCCCAAUUCCGAAGAGACCAACUCGAAUGUUAUGGACAAAUGGAUCCUCGCCUCGAUGCAGUCCCUCCUGAAAUACAUCAACGAAGAAAUGGCUGGCUACCGGCUCUACACAGUCGUCCCGGGUCUCCUCAAACUCAUCGACGACACCACCAAUUGGUACAUCCGCUUCAAUCGAAAGCGGCUCAAGGGUGAGCUCGGCAAAGAAGACACUCUGCAUGCGCUGAACACCCUCUUCGACGUUCUCUUCACACUCGUCCGCGGUCUCGCACCCUUCACACCCUUCAUCGCCGAUCUGAUCUACAGCAAACUACUCCCCUACAUACCAAAAUCAGCCUACUCCUCAAAAGACAUGCGAUCAGUGCACUUCCUCCCCUUCCCAGAAGUCCGCGAGUCUCUCUUCGACGAAGCCGUCGAGCGACGUGUCGCACGCAUGCAGAAGGUCAUCGAACUCGCCCGCCAAUCACGCGACCGAGUCGCCAUCGGCCUCAAAACACCACUCAAGACCCUUGUCGUCAUUCACACUGAUCCUCAAUACCUCGACGACAUCCGUAGCCUGGAAGGAUACAUCACCGAAGAGCUCAACAUCCGCGACCUCGUCCUCAGCGCCGACGAAGACAAGUACAAUGUCCAGUAUUCCGUGUCCGCUGACUGGCCUGUGCUCGGAAAGAAACUGAAAAAGGAUGUGCAGAAAGUGAAGAAAGCCCUUCCAGACCUCUCGUCCGCGGACUGCAAGAAGUAUCUUGCUGAUGGCAAAACCUCUGUGGCGGGCAUCGAGCUCGUAGAAGGCGACCUCGUCGUGAAACGCGCGCUCAAGGAGUCAGAAGACUCAAAAGCUCAACUUCCGAACUCAGACAAUGACGUCCUGACUAUCCUCGACACAGCCAUCUAUCCUGAGCUCGCGCAAGAAGCACUGGCACGAGAGAUCGUGCGGCGGGUGAACGAUGUGCGGAAGAAGGCCGGGUUGAAGCCGACGGACGAUGUCAAGAUGGAGUACAGAGUCAAAGAAGAUCCCGAGGGGACGGGGAUCGAGAAGGCGUUCGAGGAGCAGGCGGCCUUCAUCGAGAAGGCGUUGAGGCGGCCGGUGGAUAAGCAUGUGGUGACGGAUCUGGAGCCUGAGCCGGGCAAGGAGGAGAUGGCGAAGGAGAGUGUGAUAAUGGAGGUGGAUCAGGAGGUUAAUCGGGCGGUGUUUGCGCUGAGACUAGUGAGGCUCUGA